GAGAGAGAGGGGGAGGGGGGCUGUGGAUGAGAAAGGGUUUCUCUCUCUCUCUCUUCCUCUCUCUCUCAGAGCUCAGUUAAUCCUGCUGUCAGUUGGCGUUAAGGCAACGAUCUAAGCGCUGGAUUCCAGGAGAAAGAGACACACGGCAGUAUAGAAGGAAGUGAGGACCGAAAGGGGGGAGAGGAAAAGGAAAAAGAAAGGAAGGAAGAAAGGAAGGAAGGAAGAAAACCAGAAGGGGGGAACUACCAAAUCUAUGCUUGGACCUGGGCUUUUUUCUCGCCAAUGCAAAAGGGAAUAUGCAGCACAUUUUUGCCUUCUUCUGCACCAGUUUCCUAGGGGCAGUGUUGGGGGUCAAUUUCCCCAGCAACAUCCAGAUAGGGGGAUUAUUUCCUACUCAACAAUCCCAGGAACAUGCCGCUUUUAUGUUUGCAUUGUCUCAGUUCACAGAGCCUCCCAGGCUGGCUCCUCAGAUUGACAUUGUGAAUAUUAGUGACAGCUUUGAAAUGACCUACACCUUCUGUUCACAGUUUUCCAAGGGUGUCUACGCUAUCUUUGGCUUUUAUGAGAGGAGGACUGUCAACAUGCUCACAUCCUUCUGUGGGGCACUCCACGUCUGCUUUGUAACACCCAGCUUCCCUGUCGACACAUCCAAUCAAUUUGUUCUUCAGCUGCGCCCAGAACUGCAGGAUGCCCUCAUCAGUGUUAUAGAAUAUUACAAGUGCCAGAAAUUUAUGUAUAUUUAUGAUGCUGACCGGGGUUUGUCAGUACUUCAGAAAGUGUUAGAUACAGCUGCAGAAAAAAACUGGCAGGUGACAGCUGUCAAUAUAAUGACAACAACAGAAGAAGAGUACAAGUCACUCUUCCAGAACCUGGAGAAGAAGAAGGAGCGGGUGGUGGUGGUGGACUGUGAAUCAGAGCGGCUCAACGCUAUCUUGGGCAAGAUCAUCAAGCUUGGGAAAAAUGGAAUAGGCUACCACUAUAUUCUUGCAACUCUGGGCUUCAUGGAUAUCGACUUAGGGAAAUUCAAGGAAAGUGGUGCAAAUGUGACUGGAUUCCAGUUGGUGAAUUACACAGACACCAUCCCAGCCAGGAUCAUGCAACAGUGGAAGAGCAAUGAUGCCAGGGAACAACCUCGUGUUGACUGGAAGAGGCCAAAGUACACAUCUGCUCUUACGUAUGAUGGAGUUCGAGUAAUGGCAGAAGCUUUUCAGAGUCUCAGGAAACAGCGGAUUGACAUUUCUCGCCGUGGGAAUGCGGGGGACUGCCUAGCAAAUCCAGCUGUCCCUUGGGGACAAGGGAUUGACAUCCAGAGAGCUCUGCAACAGGUGCGCUUUGAAGGACUGACUGGUAACGUCCAGUUUAAUGAGAAAGGACAUCGGACGAAUUAUACCCUUCAUGUGAUUGAAAUGAAACAUGAUGGGAUCAGAAAGAUUGGCUAUUGGAAUGAAGAUGAAAAACUUGUCCCAACAGCCGUAGAUCAACAAGGAGCAAAUGACACCACAACUCUACAGGAUAGGGUCUACAUUGUUACAACUAUUCUAGAAGCCCCCUAUGUGAUGGAAAAGAAGACCAAUGAGCCAUUGCAAGGAAAUUUGAGGUAUGAAGGUUAUUGCGUAGAGUUAGCUGCUGAGAUCGCAAAACAUGUUGGCUACAACUACAGCUUGCAGGUUGUCGCUGAUCGGAAGUAUGGAGCGCGAGACCCUGAGACUAAAAUGUGGAAUGGAAUGGUCGGGGAGCUAGUAUAUGGAAAAGCUGAUGUGGCUGUUGCACCACUGACCAUCACUCUGGUACGAGAGGAAGUUAUAGACUUUUCCAAGCCAUUUAUGAGCCUGGGCAUAUCUAUCAUGAUUAAAAAACCACAAAAGUCCAAGCCUGGAGUCUUUUCCUUUCUGGAUCCCUUAGCUUAUGAGAUUUGGAUGUGUAUAGUUUUUGCCUACAUUGGAGUAAGCGUCGUUCUCUUUCUGGUCAGUCGUUUCAGUCCUUAUGAAUGGCAUAACGAGGAGGUUGAGGAAGGCCGGGACCAGCCAGCCAAUGACCAAACGAAUGAAUUUGGAAUAUUUAACAGUCUCUGGUUUUCCCUGGGAGCUUUUAUGCAACAAGGAUGUGACAUAUCUCCAAGAUCUCUGUCUGGGCGUAUAGUUGGUGGGGUCUGGUGGUUUUUCACCUUGAUCAUCAUCUCUUCUUACACAGCCAAUCUAGCUGCGUUCUUGACAGUAGAGAGGAUGGUGUCUCCCAUAGAGAGUGCAGAAGACUUGGCCAAGCAAACAGAGAUUGCUUAUGGGACUCUGGAUGCUGGGUCUACUAAAGAAUUCUUUAGGAGAUCUAAAAUAGCGGUUUUUGAGAAGAUGUGGACGUACAUGAAGUCAGCUGAGCCCUCUGUUUUCGUGCCGACAACAGAAGAGGGGAUGAAGCGUGUGAGGAGAUCCAAAGGGAAGUAUGCCUACCUGCUAGAGUCUACCAUGAAUGAGUACAUUGAGCAGAGAAAGCCAUGUGACACCAUGAAGGUGGGAGGUAACUUGGAUUCCAAAGGCUAUGGCAUUGCAACGCCAAAAGGUUCACCACUGAGAAACCCAGUAAACCUGGCAGUGUUAAAACUGAACGAGCAGGGGCUUUUGGACAAAUUGAAAAACAAAUGGUGGUACGACAAGGGCGAGUGCGGCAGCGGGGGAGGUGACUCCAAGGACAAAACAAGUGCUUUGAGUCUCAGCAACGUAGCCGGUGUUUUCUACAUCCUCAUCGGUGGGCUUGGACUAGCCAUGCUGGUUGCCUUAAUCGAGUUUUGUUACAAGUCCAGAAGUGAAUCAAAACGGAUGAAGGGUUUUUGUUUGAUCCCACAGCAAUCAAUCAAUGAAGCCAUACGAACAUCAACCCUUCCCAGAGCAUCUGCAGCAGGAACCAGCAGUGGAGAAAACGGACGGGUGGUGAGCCACGAUUUCCCCCAAACUAUGCAGGAGAUUCCAUGCAUGGGCCAAAGCUCUGGGACACCCCUGGGAGCGACGGGAUUAUAAUUACCCUUGAUGGAUAUUCUGGGUGAGAGCAGGGUCUCCCUAACCCCAGCCUCUCCAGUGCUAAAAACCAAACCGUUCAAGAAGAGGGACAAUGCACUGGAUCUUUUAGAGGAAACCAGAUUCAUUUUCCUUUGUUUUUGUUUGUUUGUUUGUUCGUGUGUGUGUGUAUGUGUUUGUUUUGCAGUAAAUCCACAGGCAGAAAGCAUGACCUGUACUGCAAUAAGGAGAGGGCAACUGGACUGAACAAAAUUUGGAGACAUCCCUGAAUACACGGUUACAGGAACACUGAGGAAGACAGCGCCAUUUUGUUUUUAACUUGGUUGUUAAUAAGUUCUUAGUGUGUGCAAUAUAUAUAUUUUUCUUACUAAUUCCCGUGAUGUCAGGGUGAUCUCAGCCCUGCCCUGCUCAAAAGUUUAAAAUCAGGUUUAGUUUGGGAUGCAAACCAUACAUUUCUGCGCUACUAACAGUGAAAGGGGGUGGGUGGGAACAAUUCCUCUGAGACAACAGGACUCUACUGUGUUUUAAAGUUAUUGCGACAAAGCUAACUAGGCCAUCGACAGAGAAUUCCACUAUUGAAUGAAGGAUUUCUAAGGCAGUUGAAGGGAAAGCCUAACAUGGAGAAAGGAGUAGGAAGACUUCUGAAUGGGAUGCCAGUGGUUGUAUCUGGAUUUGGGAGAGCCCAGUUAAACAGAGGUUAAUGUGACCUGUAUUCCAGAGCUUGAAAGUGGUUAUCUGAGUUUAAAUGUUGUGAGUGUGGGAAAUAUCAGUCCCCAAAAUGGGAAUUUGACAGGCUACCACAAGGACAGGUCAGCAGCCACCUAUGACCAUGGCUGUUUCCUCUAGAAAAUGCAAAAUAUCAAUAUAUCUAUAGAUCACAUAUCAUCCCUCACUGCCUCACUGCCUUUUCAAGAGCCAUUUCCUCAUUCUCACACUACUGUAAGGUUUCCUUUCCAUGGUGAUCUUUGAGUAGAAAACCAUUCACCACCAGUUAAUGAUAGACAUCAGGGCUGCUUUGUAUAAUCUGGUUUAUUAGUCUUUGUAAGCCAGAUCUGGUGGACAUUCUAUGGAAUAAGUGGGCUACAUGAUAUUUAUGAUGACCAAAAAGUAAUAAUUUUUAAAAGUUUCCACAACAAGAUGCCAAUAUUCACCUAGAUCCAGCCUUCCAUAAUAAUUGCUUGCAACUGGCCACAGUUAAAAAGCAAAUUCAGUUUCAAGAAUCAAAUCUUGGCCAGCAGUAUCAUUUGCAGAAAAGCCAAAAGACAUGGUUUCCAUCUCAUCCAUCAUCGUGAAGGGAAGUGGAACACACAGAACUGACCAUCUGGUACCCAACUUGCUACUGAACAGUACCCUACUUGCUACUGAUACAAAACCCAAUCUCACAAUGAAACACUGAAAUCCAGAGAGCUGUCCAAAGCACAAGACAACAGACUUGCUAGCAGUAUUUCUCCCAGUCAUGUGCUCCUUGACAUCUACAUUGAAACAAAAGCUUCAUUUGUGUGUGCGUGUGCGUGUGAUAUCACCACCGUGAACAGUGAAAUACUCGAACAGAGUGGAAAACAUUGCCCUGAAGAAAAACCAUUAAAGGGAAGUAUCUCCUACUCCAUUGUAGGUCUGGAAGAGGCCCGACCCUUCCUUGGCGAUUUCCUAUCCUCACAAAUGCAUCUGCCCAUGACUGGAUGUAAUUCCAGACUAUACAAGGGGCUAAAUCUUCCUCCAAGUGCAGUGCAAACCCAUCAGUAUAACAGCAACUUGCUAUAUCUAAUAUCUGAGACCUGUGUGUAACAUAAAAGUGUAAAAUAGGAGACUGUGACAUAGAAUGGAAGCAGAAGGAUGCGAUAAGAGGCUACGGACUGAAAUGGCUUUGUUGUGGGGAACCAUCAUGACGUCGCUUUAAAAAAAUGUGUGUGUGUGACUGGCAAGUGGCUCUAACAAAUAAGCUACCAUACAUGACUUUCUGUGCUUAUGAAGCUUCAAAAACUAUUAAAGACUGGCUUCUAGGAACUGAUUGUACCAUUCAACACUAUGUUGUUCCAUCAAUUUCUUCCACUCAUCUUAAGACGGCAUCUUCAUAAGACUGGCAGCACAGAACCUGCAGAUCCCCUUCAGAGGGCACAGCAUGCCUAGUGCCUGUUAUGUUUUCUCUCCGUGCUGCUGGAAGCCUUUUUGUCUUCAUCUUCCAUCCAGCUGUUUGUCAUGGCUCAGAUCUCAGCCUCCGAUAAUAACUUUUCAAGGUCUUGUUCUCCGUGUGCAAUUCUUAAUUCUUAAUUUUAAUUUUAUGUCUGCUUUGGUUACAUUUGAGUUCAGUUCUGUGUGUGUCUUUAUGGUGUGCACGGCUCACAAAAACUAAGCCUGUUUUUGAUGAAGAGAUCUUUUGGAUGUCCAAGAAGAUACACAAUCCUUCUUUCAAACACAAGAGUUUUCCAGAGCUCCCACAACUCUCUUACACUGUAAAAUGCAAUGGGAGCAGAGUGCAAGGAUUUUCUUCUGUAUGGAAUAAAAAAUAUAGCCCAUAAAACUUUGAAAGAGAUAGAGAAAGAGAGAGAGAGAGAGAGAGAGAAACCUCAGUUGCCUUUGUGGCAAAGGAAUCAAAGAGACCUAUCUGACAAUUGAGCCAGCCAGUUAGAUGGGUUUGUGGGAAGAAGCCUUCUAUGAUAGGACAAAUGCCUGUAACACUAGGACAUGAGACUCAUCUUUGAAAUGUUUUUGAUCAGUGGAAGGGUGGGAGGAGAAAAAGAAGAAUGAUUCAGAAGAAGAGGGGAAAUGUUAACUUGUAAUAUGUAUUUUUACUACACUUUUCUUAAAUAUAGAAUAAUGUGGUGGGGAGGGCGGGGAAACCCUUAAAGACAUUGACAUUUUUCUCAACAAGAAACCAUAUUUAACAGUUUUGGCUUUCAUUAAAUUUUGCUCUUUGGUACCUGGA
Lacerta agilis (Sand lizard) is the source of this 5928-nucleotide messenger RNA. RefSeq names its product glutamate ionotropic receptor AMPA type subunit 1 (gene GRIA1). Gene Ontology annotation, cellular component: postsynaptic membrane; plasma membrane; AMPA glutamate receptor complex. The transcript has 16 exons. Bases 297 to 3008 code for a protein of 903 amino acids. Gene Ontology annotation, biological process: synaptic transmission, glutamatergic; monoatomic ion transport; modulation of chemical synaptic transmission. The record is from RefSeq and is a predicted model, not a curated record. NCBI's taxonomy places the organism in Eukaryota, Metazoa, Chordata, Lepidosauria, Squamata, Lacertidae. Gene Ontology annotation, molecular function: AMPA glutamate receptor activity; transmitter-gated monoatomic ion channel activity involved in regulation of postsynaptic membrane potential.